Messenger RNA from Parnassius apollo (apollo), 762 nucleotides. Lineage: Eukaryota; Metazoa; Arthropoda; Insecta; Lepidoptera; Papilionidae. The record is from the annotation of a GenBank genome assembly.
AUGAAGCUGAACGUCUCCUACCCGGUAACGGGAUGUCAAAAGUUAUUCGAGGUGGUGGACGAGCACAAGCUGCGGAUUUUUUAUGAAAAGCGCAUGGGUGCUGAGGUAGAAGCUGAUCAGUUAGGAGAUGAAUGGAAGGGCUAUAUUUUACGUGUAGCCGGUGGCAAUGACAAGCAAGGAUUCCCUAUGAAACAGGGUGUCUUAACUAACAGCCGUGUUCGCUUAUUGAUGUCUAAGGGGCAUUCGUGCUACAGACCACGCCGCGAUGGUGAAAGGAAACGCAAGUCAGUUCGUGGCUGUAUUGUUGAUGCUAAUUUGUCUGUUCUGGCUCUUGUCAUAGUCCGGAAAGGUGCCCAGGAAAUUGCUGGUUUGACUGAUGGUGAAGUUCCACGCCGUCUAGGACCCAAGCGUGCAUCUAAAAUCCGAAAAUUGUUCAACCUUACCAAACAAGAUGAUGUCCGUCGUUAUGUAGUGAAGCGUCUGCUACCACCUAAAGAGGGAAAAGAGAAUGCCAAGCCCAGGUAUAAGGCUCCCAAGAUUCAGAGGUUAGUCACCCCUGUAGUACUUCAGCGUAGACGCCACCGUUUGGCAUUGAAGAAGAAGCGUCUCGCUAAACGCAAGGCCUCCGAGGCUGAAUACGCUAAGCUUCUCGCUCAGAGGAAGAAGGAAUCUAAGGUACGCCGUCAAGAAGAAAUCAAACGCAGGCGAUCGGCAUCGAUACGUGAUUCCAAGAGCUCUAGCCAGAGCGCACCCCAAAAGUGA